This is a messenger RNA of Tuber melanosporum (Perigord truffle), 434 nucleotides long. RefSeq lists its product as uncharacterized. The transcript has a single exon. Lineage: Eukaryota; Fungi; Ascomycota; Pezizomycetes; Pezizales; Tuberaceae. The coding region runs from base 57 to 332 and encodes 91 amino acids. The record is from RefSeq and is a predicted model, not a curated record.
UGUGCGUCAAGUAAUUAUGAUAAUACAUUGAUUUCCCAGGAGUGCUAACACCAGGAAUGAAGUUAUUUCCCCCCUUCCCCUCCCUCUCUCUCGCUCAAUCCUUUCCGUCAGCCAAUCCCAUCUCGCCUUAUCCGCCCGCACUCGAGCUUGAGGAUAAAAUGGUAAAAAUAAAAGUAAAAAGUAAAAAGAAAAAAAGGAAGGCAACGGAAAAAAAACACAAUGACGAAAUGAGGCACGGGGGAAGGAACAUGACAAAAAAGAAAAAGGGAAAGGAAACAAAAGAGAGAAGACCAAAAUACCCGAUUACCAGAAUCCCCCCCCAUCCAUCAUGACAAUAAUUAUGAAAGCCAAAAUCAAAAAGAGACUAAUACCCUGAAAAUAACCCAAACAAGGAAAAUUCAAGCUCCGGUAGAAACGAGACGGAAAUGGAAAAA